Messenger RNA from Ornithodoros turicata, 1126 nucleotides. RefSeq lists its product as uncharacterized. The coding region runs from base 312 to 959 and encodes 215 amino acids. Lineage: Eukaryota; Metazoa; Arthropoda; Arachnida; Ixodida; Argasidae. The transcript is spliced from 2 exons. The record is from RefSeq and is a predicted model, not a curated record.
CCUCUCAGGACACUGACUUCCCAGAGAGUGUGGGAAAAACUACUCGACACCUUUUGCCGGUUCGGGUUUCCCGCACAACUGAUCACCGACAACGCAACCUACUUUACAACCAGCACCACCGUGAUUGGGAUCUUCGCCUGGCUGAGCUGGCGUUCGCUACACGGACGACGGUCAACAGGUCUACAGGAUUCACCCCGGCGUUCCUGAACUUGGGACGAGAGGCCCCUUUUCCAGUGGAGAAUGCUUUGGGCCUCCGGGAUGGUGCUACCCGGCCUCCUUAUUCAAGGUUUGCUGAGGACCUCCGGAGUCGAAUGGUCGAUGCAGCCCGGACGGCUCGGGAGAACCUGGACGGCGCAAGGUUGGACCAGGCUCGCCAGUACAACCGUGGACGUCGGAACCUCACCUACAGCGUCGGUGACCUCGUCCUUCGACGGACUCCCUUUCUCUCACAGUUUCAAUGCCACGUUCCGCUCUACAUCCACACCGCCCGGUUUCGGAGACCCAGCACGGGAUUCUGGACCCCCGGACUGCACAGCCCGCUCCUCUCUUCAACACCGCUCCGUGGCCACCUGGACGGUCGUGGCCAAUGGCCUGCCUGUGGCAUGGACGUCACGGUCCCGCUGGAGCAGCCAGCCCCGGCCACUGCGGGGAGAAGACCAGUCACGGACUCCUGCCCCGUUCAGGGGUCUCACACUAACAGACAGGCACCCCUCGGACCCCCUCCAACCUCUGACCGCCGAGGAGAGGCGGAUCCUCUGUCCGCAAUGUCAAGUGCCCGACGUGCACAGGGGGACCCACCGCAGAGGCACCCUGCACCAAGCCCGCCUCGAAGCAACCCGCACAGUGUCCGACGUUGCCACCGCUAUCGCUACAUUACGUCGCCUUCGUCCGGAACUGCUGGUGGAGUUCGCACCUGCCAGGCAGCCCACAACACAACCUGUUCUUCCGGUACCCGAUGACGCCAUUCUCGACAUCACCGACGAUCUGAUGGCCCUUUAAGGGGGGAGGAGUGUGGUCGAACACCACGAAGCUUUCUACACAGGCCCCUGGAUGGCGCUUCAGGAAGUGUCUCAACCUUGGUCACCGAUAAGAGGGGCGUUGCUUCAAAGAAGAUAAAAAGGCAGGA